This is a messenger RNA of Mustela erminea (ermine), 1625 nucleotides long. RefSeq names its product colony stimulating factor 2 (gene CSF2). NCBI's taxonomy places the organism in Eukaryota, Metazoa, Chordata, Mammalia, Carnivora, Mustelidae. Gene Ontology annotation, molecular function: granulocyte macrophage colony-stimulating factor receptor binding; cytokine activity; growth factor activity. The transcript is spliced from 4 exons. Gene Ontology annotation, cellular component: extracellular region. The record is from RefSeq and is a predicted model, not a curated record. Gene Ontology annotation, biological process: myeloid cell differentiation; immune response. Bases 348 to 809 code for a protein of 153 amino acids.
UUCAGGCCAGGAAGUCCAAGCUGUGCCCGGAGGCCCCUCAGAGGGAGUGGGCAGUCUCAUUGGCCAGACUACCCAGGGAGGGUUGGAGAGUGCUCAAGGAGGCAGGCGGAUGCGCUGCCAAUUCUUGGAAGGGCUCACUGAUGAAAAACCCCUGAGCCUGACCACCUGGAGGAAAGGCUCACCGUUCCCAUGUGUGAUAAGGGCCAGGAGAUUCCACAGGUCAGGUAGUUCCCCCGCCUCCCUGGCGUUUUGUGGUCACCAUUAAUCAUUUCCUCUAACUGUGUAUAUAAGAGCUCUUUUGCCAGUGAGCCCAGUGCUCAGAGAGAAAGGCUAAAGUCCUCAGGAGGAUGUGGCUGCAGAACCUGCUUUUCCUGGGCACUGUGGUCUGCAGCAUCUCUGCACCCACCAACUUACCCAGACCUGUCACUCGACCCUCUCGGCACGUGGAUGCCAUCCAAGAGGCCCUGAGCCUUCUGAACAAAAGUAGUGAUGAGACUGCUGUGAUGAAUGAACCAGUAAAAGUCGUCUCUGGAAUGUUUGACCGCCAGGAGCCGACAUGCCUGCAGACGCGCCUACAGCUGUACAGUGAAGGCCUACGGGGCAGCCUCAUCAGCCUCAAGCAACCCUUAAACCUGAUGGCCAAGCACUACAAGCAGCACUGCCUCGAAACCCCGGAAACUCCCUGUGCAACCCAGACUAUCACCUUCAGGAAUUUCAAAGAAAACCUGAAGGAAUUUCUGUUCAACAUCCCCUUUGACUGCUGGCAGCCAGAAACAACAGAGGCUGGUCCAAACAGGAGCCAGCCCUGAGAGUGUAGUUCCCGAACCACUGCACUCCUACCCACGGACUGCUGAAACUCAGGAUCUUCACCUUCGAGGGACCACAGGGCGGGCCAGGGCCGGGGUGGGGGGCACAGACUUGCUCUGGGCCAUGCUGCCCUUGUUACCAGCUUCGUAUAUGGGGAAUGGGGAACAUUGUAUAUUGGCAGGGAUCAGUAAUAUUUAUUUAUAUAUUUAUGUAUUUUAAUAUUUAUUUAUUUAUUUAUUUAAGAUCAUAUUCUCUAUUUAUUCAAGAUGUUUUGCCAUAAUAAUACAUUAUUAAAAGCCCAUUCUUAUUUGUACAGUUUCGUUUGUUCUUGACCAUGAGCAAAUGCUAAUGGUGUGCUCCUCACCACAGGGCAAGGGGUAAGGGGAAGAGGAGCCACCAGGUUGGGGAUGGGGCAGGAUGCUCCAGCAGGGGCAGCCCUGACAGAGCAGAGGGGAGGUAAGAGUUGGCCUGGGUGCUGCACCUGCACACCCAGAUGUGCUUCGCUGGAUACUCAAGGGUUCCCACUGUAGAAAGAGGUUUUUAGCUUCCCUUGGAAGGUCAAGGAACCUGGUCAGUGGGAAUUUUGCUCUGGUACGAGGCCAUCCUACUUCCUGAGAAGGCCUGGGAGUCCCUGGAGCUUGGCUGGUCACUGGCUGAAUAGGCCUGCCCUAGAGUGAGGCAAAACACCUGUGCCCCUCAGAGGCCUGGCCCUGUGGCCACAUCCUGACCCUCACACUCAAGGCCUCAGCCACUCCCAAGGGGAACCAGUAGAUAGAUUACCUGUUCAGGGGGAAACAAAAAAACAAACCACAGGGUCA